This is a messenger RNA of Folsomia candida, 1052 nucleotides long. Its product is annotated as acyl-protein thioesterase 2. The transcript has 5 exons. Gene Ontology annotation, molecular function: carboxylic ester hydrolase activity; palmitoyl-(protein) hydrolase activity. Gene Ontology annotation, cellular component: cytoplasm. NCBI's taxonomy places the organism in Eukaryota, Metazoa, Arthropoda, Collembola, Entomobryomorpha, Isotomidae. The record is from RefSeq and is a predicted model, not a curated record. Gene Ontology annotation, biological process: protein depalmitoylation. The coding region runs from base 170 to 868 and encodes 232 amino acids.
AGUGUCCAACCUUUGAACCUGAUCUUCGCGGAGGAUUUUUAGUCAUUAAAUAAUGCAUGUGUAAAAUAUUAUAACAGCAAAUUUCCUGAUGUAAUUACAGAUGCUAUAAAAAUUAAAAUUAAUAAGUGGGAAAAAAACAAAGUUACUAAAGUUAGUAUAAGAUAUUGCUAUGUUUGCACUUCAACUAUUACGACCCAUUGUGUUACCGUCUGUGGUAAAGCAGACGUCAACCAUUAUAUUCCUUCAUGGCUUGGGCGAUACGGGGCAGAGCUGGGCAGAUAUUUUACCCAUGGUCAGGCCUUCCCACACUAAAAUCAUUUGUCCGAAUGCACCAGUUCAGGCUGUAACGUUGAAUCAAGGGGUAGUAAUGCCAGCAUGGUUUGACCUUCGACCAUUGGACCAACCAAAGGAUGAGUUUGGAAUCAAAUGUGCAGCUGAAGCUAUCCAAGAAGUAAUCGCUGUCGAGAUUGCGAGUGGAAUUCCGGCGGACAAAAUAGUGCUCGGAGGCUUCAGUCAAGGAGGCGCUGUCGCCCUGUACACCGGCUUGACGCUCCCAUUCCGACUCGCAGGAAUCCUCGCCUUAUCGACAUGGCUCCCUCUGGACAAAUCCAUCCCUUUGGAAAAGGCUCAAACUCCACCCAUCCUGAUUUGUCAUGGGGACGAGGAUAACAUGAUUGCUCUCCCACGCGCCGAAAAAACUGCACAAGUCCUGAGUACGGUCAAUAAAAACGUAGAGUUCAAAGUGUAUCCUGGUCUGGGUCACACGGUCGCAUGUGAGGAGGAACUGCAAGAUAUUUCCAAAUGGCUGGAGAAAGUCUCCAGCUCUAAUAACCAGUCAGACUCAAAUGGUCUCAAGAGCAAGUUGUGAAUGACCAAACCGCAGGCCUAUUUUAGCAUUAGUUGUUAGUGUGAAAUCAAAUUCAUGACCAAGUCAUGUAACAUGCGUUAUGUAGCUUUUUCUUAAUUAAUAAAGGUUAAAUAUUUACUUUAAUUGCUUUUUAAUAUGCACCAAAUUGUGUGAUUGUGAUUGGACGAGAAUAAAGAAGACGUGA